Molecule: messenger RNA, 901 nt
Organism: Camarhynchus parvulus
Lineage: Eukaryota; Metazoa; Chordata; Aves; Passeriformes; Thraupidae
Gene: SPAG7
Product: sperm associated antigen 7
Exons: 8
Coding region: 80-901 (273 amino acids)
Molecular function (GO): nucleic acid binding
Source: RefSeq, a predicted model, not a curated record
UGCCCCCACCGCCCCCCGCCCCAUGGGGGCUCUUUGUAAAAAGUUCCAUUAAAAAACAACGAGGAAGCGGGAAUGGAAAAUGCGACCACGCCUCCUGGGCCGGGCUACGUCCCCAGACGUGAGGACGCAGGCGGACGCCGAGGGCGUGUCCCGCGCGCGGCGGCGGCGUUACGCAUCGCCCCGGCGCAAGAUGGCGGAACUGGACUUGCUGGGGUCCAUCCUCAACUCCAUGGAGCGGCCGCCCGCCGCGGCCGACGGCGAGACGCGGCGCCGGGCGCGGGAACAAGCCGCUCGCAUGAAGAAGCUGCAGGAGCAGGAGAAGCGCCAGAAGGUCGAGUUCAGGAAGAGGAUGGAGCAGGAGGUGUCCCAGUUCAUCCAGGCCACGGGGGAGCCCCGGCGCCGCUUCCAGCCCAUGAACAAGAUCGAGAGGAGCAUCCUGCACGACGUGGCCGAGGUGGCCGGGCUGACAUCGUUCUCCUUCGGGGACGACGAGGACAGCCGCUACGUGAUGGUGUUCAAGAAGGAGUUUGCGCCGUCGGACGAGGAGCUGGAGGCGUACCGGCGGGGGGAGGAGUGGGACCCGGCCCGGGCCGAGGAACGGCGCCGCCUCCGGGAGCUGGCGGCACAGCAAGAGGAGGCGGAGCUUGAGUCUGGCCCUGCCCUCCCGGGCCCCCCCAACGAUUACAAGGACAAAUACCGGCACCUGAUUGGCUGCGAGGCUGCCAAGGCCGCCGCCCGCACCAUGGAGGCCAACAAGGCCUAUGGCUGUGUGCCCGUGGCCAACAAGAGGGACACACGCUCCAUCGAGGAGGCCAUGAACGAGAUCCGGGCCAAGAAGCGCCUGCGGCAGGCGGAGGACGAGGGGGGGGCCGGGGGGGGCCCGGGGGGACCCUGUGUGUGA